Molecule: messenger RNA, 2126 nt
Organism: Phoenix dactylifera (date palm)
Lineage: Eukaryota; Viridiplantae; Streptophyta; Magnoliopsida; Arecales; Arecaceae
Product: obtusifoliol 14-alpha demethylase-like
Molecular function (GO): oxidoreductase activity, acting on paired donors, with incorporation or reduction of molecular oxygen; heme binding; iron ion binding
Source: RefSeq, a predicted model, not a curated record
UUCGACUCUUCUUUGAUUAUCGUGAUCUUGAUGCUGCCGGCGGAGAGAAACGAAUGGAUCCCUGAUACGGGCUUCCCUUCCCCUGUUUCCGCCCCCUGAUCUCCUCUCCCUCCCCCUUUAAAAAUCAAUUCCAAUCCCCCGUGGGAACAAGAUUCUUUUUUCCCCCACCCUCUUCUCCUAUUUAAAUCUCCCUCCCCCCCCCCCCUUCCAUUUGUCCAAAUCCUUUGGAUCUCUCACUAGGGUUUGAGGUCUCGUCGUCAUCGGCCGUAGGGUUCUUCGUCCGCCGGUGCUGGGGGAGUGUUUUCUUCGAUCGAGAUUCCGCUGAUCGUGCAGAAGAUUUACGUUACAAUGAUGGAUCUGAAGGAAAACAAUAAAUUUCUGAGCGCUGGGCUUCUACUUCUGGCGACCGUUGUCUUUGUGAAGCUUGUUUGUGCCGCUCUUGCGCCCAGGUCCAAGAAACGGCUGCCACCGACUGUGAAGGCGCUGCCAGUCAUCGGAGGGCUGCUCCGGUUCAUGAAAGGCCCCAUUGUGAUGAUCAGAGAGGAGUACAAGAAGCUCGGGUGUGUCUUCACAGUGAAUGUGCUGAACAGGCGCAUCACCUUCUUCAUUGGCCCUGAGGUCUCGGCGCAUUUCUUCAAGGCCCCAGAGGUGGAGCUCAGCCAGCAGGAGGUUUACCAGUUCAAUGUGCCUACUUUCGGGCCUGGGGUUGUCUUUGAUGUGGAUUAUUCAAUCAGGCAGGAGCAGUUCCGGUUUUUCACCGAGGCGCUGAGGGUGACCAAAUUGAGGAGCUAUGUGGAUCAGAUGGUUGUGGAAGCUGAGGAUUAUUUCUCAAAGUGGGGAGAAAGCGGCACAGUGGAUUUAAAGUAUGAGCUUGAGCAUCUCAUCAUUUUGACAGCAAGUCGAUGCCUCUUGGGGAGGGAGGUUAGGGACAAGCUCUUUGAUGACGUCUCCGCACUCUUCCACGAUCUCGACAAUGGCAUGCGCCCGAUCAGCGUCAUCUUCCCCUACCUUCCAAUUCCUGCCCACCGUCGUCGUGACCGUGCUCGUGCUAGGAUUGCUGAAAUCUUUUCCACCAUCAUAAACUCCCGCAAGGGAUCUGGCCGCUCGGAGGAUGACAUGCUGCAGUGCUUCAUUGACUCAAAAUACAAGGAUGGCCGCCCGACCACUGAGGGUGAAAUCACUGGACUACUCAUUGCUGCCCUCUUUGCUGGUCAGCACACCAGUUCCAUCACCUCUACCUGGACUGGAGCUUACCUCCUCCGCCAUAAGCAAUAUCUCUCAGCAGCUUUGGAAGAGCAGAAGGAUAUUUUGAGGCGGCACGGGAAUAAGAUCGACCAUGAUAUCCUAUCGGAGAUGGAUGCGCUCCACCGCUGCAUCAAGGAAGCAUUGAGGCUUCAUCCUCCACUGAUAAUGCUGCUCCGCUACUCACACAGCGACUUCACUGUGAAGACAAAGGAGGGGAAAGAGUACGAUAUUCCGAAGGGCCACAUCGUGGCUACUUCCCCGGCGUUUGCCAACCGGCUACCUCAUAUCUACAAGGACCCAGACAGGUAUGAUCCUGAUAGAUUUGCUCCUGGAAGGGAGGAAGACAAGGCUGCAGGCCCAUUCUCGUAUGUUUCUUUUGGGGGCGGCAGGCAUGGGUGCCUUGGGGAGCCCUUUGCCUACUUGCAGAUAAAGGCAAUAUGGAGCCAUUUGUUGAGGAACUUUGAGUUUGAGCUGAUUUCUCCUUUCCCUGAGAAUGACUGGAACGCCAUGGUGGUAGGGGUCAAGGGGGACGUGAUGGUGCGUUACAAGCGGAGGAAGCUGUCUGUCGACACCUGACCGUUGCCGAUCUGACCGGAUGUUCGAUCAUCAGUAAUAAUGAUGGCUUGCUUCUUCUCUUCAACAACUUGGGACUUUGUGCUUCAUAAUUUAGUUUUGCUGGGGGCUAGCCCCUUGCUUUCAGAACAUGCUUGUCUGUAGCUCUUUCUAUUUCAUGUAGUGAAUGCUUUGAUACUGUGAUCUAUGUGCUAUGGCUGGCUCAUGGAGCUAUUAGCGCCCAAGACUUUCUGAUGCUUUGUAGUGGUCUCCUUGCUGCUUUCCUUUUGGGACAUAUUUUGGGUACUCAUUAGGCCAACAUUUCUAGU